Molecule: messenger RNA, 699 nt
Organism: Diversispora eburnea
Lineage: Eukaryota; Fungi; Glomeromycota; Glomeromycetes; Diversisporales; Diversisporaceae
Source: the annotation of a GenBank genome assembly
AUGGAACAACUUUCGUGGGAUAUUGAAUCGUUGAGAAUUCUUCAUCAGGAAUUCGAUUCAUUUAUAACUUGUUCUUUUAAUGCUGCUCAUAAAGUUCCUAUUAAGUCAUAUGAACAACAUCAUAUAAGAUGUGAAUUAAAGCAUCAUGGAAUAAUUUCCGAAAGCGGAAGGAAGCGGAAACAAGUGCCAAGUUCGACAUUCUUUUAUCGGAAAGCACCAGCUGUAUUAUCCUUGGAUAAAGAGGAAUUACAAAAAACUGCAGCAUAUGGAUCAGCAAAUAAUAAUGUAGGACAAAGCUUAACAGUAGGUCAAAGACUUGAAGAAUAUGAAAAAGAAAUGGCAAUGUUUAAUAGUAUUCGUGCAGAAAAUAAGCAACAAAAACGAGACGAAUAUCAAAAUUUUGAUGCGAUUUGGGAAGCAGUUCAGAAGAAAAAAGGCAAGAAAACAUUAAAAGCAUUAAGUGAAAAUUCUGGACAAAAGUCGCGCGCCGAACUUUUGGCCGAGCAACGUGAUUAUAAACGUCGAAGAAAAUCGUAUAGAGCUAAAAAUAUUAGAAUCACUCAACGCACUCCUACCCAGAUACAUCGAGAUCUUAUUGCUGCUUAUAUGGAAGAUUUUAUAUUGUUGAAUGAAUUUGAAAUGGAACUGGAAUCAAAAUCUCUGAUAAGCAAAUCUAAUAACUCCAAUAAUUCCGAAUAA